AGCUAGCAAUGUCAUGCAAAGUCAAAGUUUCUUGAUGGCAAAGCUGAUAAACAAGACAGACCAUGGACUUGGCUCUGUUUUCCCCUGUUUUUUCCUUGUACAGAUCUUUUGGACCACAUGACAUACUCAGCCACACCAAAUUUUCGGACAUGUUUGAAUACAAUGUGAAAGCUCGUACCGGAGUAUGGAGAAGGCAAUCAAACAUGGAAUCAAAGGGUUCGGAUUGGGAUGAAACAGAGUUCUGCUUAUCCUGUUUAAUUGACUUGCUAGUUUAAAAACUUUGUUCAAAUUUUAACUUGGAGACUAGCCUAGAAUCGGAAUAUAAGCAGGAUUUCAUUUGCAUACUUGCUGAGCAGGGGUCCUUGGCUCGAAAUUUGUUUACAUCGGUGCCAUCACAUCAAGGUAACAUACUCAAUUAUUUAUCUUGACAUCGCUAGCUCUGUUUAUUUCUUCUUCAUGCAUGAGAUGGCAGCGCUCACGGCCUCACAGUUGUGAGUUGAGGAACAGUCUUGCACCGCAUGUCCUGACUCCUGAGCAAGAAUCCAUUCAACUUUCCUCCCUUCCGGUAUCGGACGUACAUACGUGUCAGGCCCAAAAAUAGGGCAGCGCGGGGUCCUGCAUAGGCCAUUUCCGCCACUCGCUCGUCCCCGAUCGCACCAGCACGGAAUCAAUUGCUGAUCGGGGAAUGCAAAGUUCUUCUGCGUGCGGCAGUCGAUCAACGACGAGUUCACGCACGCACGUACGUCACGUGUUCUUGAAUCGUCGGGUCGGCCGGCGUUCAACAUUGGUUAAUUAAUUUGCAGCAGCGCCUGAUCGGACGCGCGCAGCGGGGCGAUCCAUGGCGAGCUACGCGUGCCGGCGGCCGUGCGAGUCCUGCCGCACGAGGGCGAUGGCGGGCGGCGUGGUGGGCGAGCCGACGACGCCGGGGCAGAGGGUGACGGUGCUGACCAUCGACGGGGGCGGCAUCCGGGGCCUCAUCCCGGGCACCAUCCUCGCCUUCCUCGAGGACAGGCUCCAGGAGCUGGACGGGCCGGACGCGAGGCUGGCGGACUACUUCGAUUGCAUAGCCGGCACGAGCACCGGCGGGCUCAUCACGGCCAUGAUCACCGCGCCCGGCGAGGAGGGGCGCCCGCUCUUCGCCGCCGAGGACAUCAACCGCUUCUACCUCGACAACGGCCCGCAAAUCUUCCCCCAAAAGAGGAGCUCGCUGAUGUCGGUGCUGGCGUCGCUGACGCGGCCGAGGUACAACGGCAAGUUCCUGCAUGGCAAGAUCAGGAGCAUGCUGGGCGAGACGAGGGUGUGCGACACGCUCACGGACGUCGUCAUCCCCACCUUCGACGUCAGGCUCCUCCAGCCCAUCAUCUUCUCCACCUACGACGUACGUGCUACGUUUAUUCAUUCAUUUAGGAUCCAUCCAUCCAUCCUGGAUCAAACAGACCGAUCUAAUUUUGACUUCCGUGCAUGCAUGCAGGCCAAGAGCAUGCCCCUGAAGAACGCGCUGCUCUCCGACGUGUGCAUCAGUACGUCCGCCGCCCCGACCUUUCUCCCCGCGCACUACUUCCAGACCGAAGACGACAACGGCAAGGUGCGCGAGUACAACCUCAUCGACGGCGGUGUCGCCGCCAACAAUCCGACGAUGGUUGCCAUGACUCAGAUCACCAAGAAGAUAAUGGCCAAGGACAAGGAGGAGCUGUACCCGGUGAAGCCGUCGGACUGCGGCAAGUUCCUGGUGCUGUCCAUCGGGACGGGUUCGACGUCCGACCAGGGGCUGUACACGGCGAAGCAGUGCUCCCGGUGGGGCAUCAUCCGGUGGCUCCGGAACAAGGGCAUGGCGCCAAUCAUCGACAUCUUCAUGGCCGCCAGCUCCGACCUCGUGGACAUCCACGCCGCCGUGCUCUUCCAGUCGCUGCACAGCGACGGCGACUGCUACCUCCGCAUCCAGGACAACUCGCUCCGGGGCGCCGCCGCCACGGUGGACACGGCCACGCCGGACAACAUGAGGGAGCUCGUCAGGAUCGGCGAGAGGAUGCUGGCGCAGCGGGUGUCCAAGGUCAACGUGGAGACCGGGCGCUACGAGGAGAUGCAGGGCGCCGGGACCAACGCCGACGCGCUAGCGGGCUUCGCCAGGCAGCUGUCUGACGAGAGGAGGGCCAGGUUCGGCCCACGGGACGGCGCGCCGGCGAAUGGCAAAUCAAGAUGCUGAUCUUCUUCUUGUAAUGGUUUUUUUGUACGUGUUGGAACGUGUCAGCGAUGUACAGAUCUCGUUCGACAGUACGGCGUUGUUAGCGAUGGUUUUAUAUUUUGAACGCGAUCUCUUUUGGACGGCCCAGGAAAACAU
Molecule: messenger RNA, 2338 nt
Organism: Brachypodium distachyon (stiff brome)
Lineage: Eukaryota; Viridiplantae; Streptophyta; Magnoliopsida; Poales; Poaceae
Product: patatin-like protein 1
Exons: 3
Coding region: 839-2203 (454 amino acids)
Biological process (GO): lipid metabolic process
Molecular function (GO): glycerophospholipase activity; monoacylglycerol lipase activity
Source: RefSeq, a predicted model, not a curated record